Messenger RNA from Amyelois transitella, 4339 nucleotides. It is a transcript of the gene Cbp53E, whose product is annotated as calbindin-32. Gene Ontology annotation, molecular function: calcium ion binding. Gene Ontology annotation, cellular component: synapse; cytosol; nucleus. The record is from RefSeq and is a predicted model, not a curated record. Bases 359 to 1297 code for a protein of 312 amino acids. NCBI's taxonomy places the organism in Eukaryota, Metazoa, Arthropoda, Insecta, Lepidoptera, Pyralidae. Gene Ontology annotation, biological process: regulation of long-term synaptic potentiation; regulation of presynaptic cytosolic calcium ion concentration. The transcript is spliced from 12 exons.
CGCACGCUUUCGGAGUCAAGUCGUAUAUUUCGCUCUGAACAAAUUGUUUAUCGUGUUAAAAACAAAUAAACAUUUGUUAAAAUUAUUAGUGUUUUGUGACAGAAAGACGAAGAGUUUUCACUGCUGAUAUUAUAACUAUAAACCUGGGAACUAAGACGAAUAAAUAAAAUAUACAAAUAUUUAAAUAUAAUUCUAAAUUCAUAAACGACAAUAAAUUAGCCAAAAUAAGUGUAUUCUAAUACGUUUUUUUAUUAAAAGUAUUUACUUACUUAAAAAAGAAAAAAGAAUCCAUAUAAAAUUUUUUUAGGCCAGUUUAUUUUCAAAUUUUAAAUUUGUACAGAUUAUAAAAUCUUUUGAAAUGAGCUUCGAUUCGACCUCUUCGUCCAAAAAAUUGAAUUUAGAACGCGCUACAAAUUUCAUGCGACAAUUUCGGGAUCCAGACUCCAGAGAAUUGAAGAAACUCUCCGCCAAUCAGUUCAUGGAAGUUUGGAGCCAUUACGAUCGGGAUGGUAAUGGCUACAUCGAGGGCACGGAGCUGGACGGGUUCCUGAAGGAAUUCGUCUCCAGCGCCAAUUUCACCGACAUUAGUCCGGAUGCGGUGUCAGACUCUAUGCUGGAGGAGCUGAAGGCGUGUUUCAUGGAGGCCUACGACGACAACCAAGAUGGGAAAAUUGAUAUACGAGAGUUGGCACAACUGCUGCCUAUGGAAGAGAACUUUCUGCUGUUAUUCCGGUUUGACAACCCCCUGGAGUCCAGUGUGGAGUUUAUGAAGAUUUGGCGCGAAUAUGACACCGAUGGCAGUGGUUACAUUGAGGCGGAUGAGUUGAAAAAUUUUCUGCGUGACCUCCUGAAGGAAGCCAAGAAAAUCAACGAUGUAUCCGAAGACAAGCUUAUUGAGUACACAGAUACUAUGCUGCAAGUAUUUGACUCAAAUAAAGACGGCAGGUUACAACUAUCAGAAAUGGCCAAAUUGCUACCAGUGAAGGAGAAUUUUCUAUGCCGGCAAGUAUUUAAGGGCGCCACUAAGUUGACGAAAGAUGACAUAGAAAGGGUAUUCUCACUCUACGACAGGGAUAACAAUGGUUCUAUAGAGAAUGAAGAAUUGCGUGGUUUCCUCAAAGAUUUAUUAGAACUUGUGAAAAAGGAUUACGAUGCCCAAGAUCUUCUUGAAUUCGAAGAGACGAUCCUGCAGGGCGUAGAGUACAGUAGCGACGGAAAAAUCAGUCGAAGACAACUAACUAUGAUCCUACUCGCCCUAGCCAAACAUCAUCAGGAGGAAGAACCACUGACACCAUAAGAAAAUUCACGGAUACUCGCCACUCCGUCCCGAUUCCCGAACGAAUUUGUAGUGCGAUUUCGAUUAACCGAUUUAGCCGCAUCUCAGACAAGGCUGCAUCGAGCAGAUGUUGUUGCUUGGCGUUAUGCCAGUGCAAAAAUUUCGCGGCAAAUUAAAAAGUUAUGAAGUGCUGGGAAAGAGCAUGCUAUAGAUUUUAAAAAAGGAAAUUUAAAGUUGUAAUCGUCAUAAAGCCAAAUCGAAUGCCAAAUAUUUUAAACAUAGCUUGCGUUCAUACGCAAAUAUAGCAACAUUUUAAAAACUAUUUUCAUAAAUCGUUUAGGUAAUAGAAAACAAAUUUUAAAUAUCAAUAUAAUGUAGUUGUACAUAUCAUUCCAUCACACAAAUUUUACAGUCUAUAUCUCUGCUAGUUAUUCAACAAAUUGUCGAAUUUAUUAAUGAGAGUUUCAAUGAAACAUGUAUGUUUUUCAUAAAAUUCAAAUAAAAUAACGAAGUACCUUAUUGAAUUUUUUGUAGCUUUCUAGAAACUAAUAAUAAUAUUUUAAUAAAGUUUAUACUAACUCCUAAUACCUACUCCACUUUAAAUAAUAUCUAUCUGUAACCUGACAGCAAAUAAGUACAAAUCAGUCGGGUCUAAUAUUUGCAACUAGGAAUGUAUAUUUAUAUCCUUGUUCUUUUUUAAUGUUUAGUUGUAUUAAUAAAUAGAGUUUACUUUUUCUUUAUUUUUCAUUAUCCCUUAGAGGUAUUUAUAAAACCAACCAAAAGUGAAAGCAAAGAGUUGAUUAAGGGGAGUUUAUGAAAAUGGUUCGAUGGUUUGUAUGAAAGAAAACUGUUUUCCAUUAAUUCCGAAUUGUAAUUGGCAAUGUCGAUUCUUUUCUAUCACAAAGUAGAGACGUUUAUACCUACAUAAUUUCCUACCAUAAUCUCUAUUUGAAAAUUAAUAAAUUAAACUGAUUGUCUCUAACUAACGCCUUGAGCGAGUUUGAAUUCAUACUAUCUCAUUACAUACUUACAUGACAUACUUUCAUUGAUAUAAUGACCAUUUUGAAAUAUGAAAUUUUAUGAAUUAUCACACAGUUGUAAUUAAAUCGUUUAUUAUGCGUUGGAGUUCUUUAUCUCAAGUCAUCAAAUUGAACUUUAUUUGCCUGCACGGGAAGAACGUACCCAACUUACCUAUUAAAAAUUUAUUGAUUUCGGAUUUCGACUAAGAAGUUAGCCAAUGUGUUAGUUUUGUCAAGCAAAAAUGUCUAGGGAUAUAGAUUCUUAACAAAUUAAAUUAAACCUCGUAUCUCAUACGAAUAUAUAAACGAAAGAAGUACAUAUAUAUAUAUAUAUAUAUAUAUAUAUUUAUUUGAUGCUAAGUGAUUUUAUUUAUACUGGCAGUGCCCUCGGUGCAUUGCAAAGAUAUGUGAAGAAAAUAAAAAUAAUUGUCUAUGAAUUCGACGUAGCUUUAAAUAAGUCCUUGAGGAAUUAUUUACUAACGAUGACAAAGUAUUAUAAAUAUAUAUCUUAUCUUAUAAACACUUUGUAACUUUCUGAGUUUGAUGAAAAAGAAAAAAGGAUAGACUAAAAUAAGUCGUAUGCCUUGCCAACGUUCGUGAAUAAACCCCUGGUCUGAGCUUUAAAUUCUAAUCAAUGUCGUUGUCUUAAUUCGUUGGUGUUUAGAUAAUUUAAAAUAAGAAUUGCACCUUCGCCCCACAUCUAUUUAGGUAGGUACGUAAGUUAAAAAUGUGUUUACACCAAACCUACCGUAUUGAAUGUUUUUUUAAAUAAUCCGCCAGCAAAGCGAAGCCGAGGUCUAUAGGACUUAAGCUAUAGAUGUGUGCAUAUAUUUACCUAAAUAUAAAAGUAAUAGGUAAGAUGAUGAUGAUAAAAAAUUAUUUACAUACACAAAUGGUAAAAUUGAAAAAUAAACAAGUUAUAGAAAGUUGUUUCGCAAUUCAGGCUCUUCAGAGUAAUAUUCAAUUUAAUUCCGAAUCGGAUGUUAGGUAUCUCAACAAACUCGUUACAAUGAAACUACCUAAUAUCUGUAAAAUAAGUAUGUGUUGUGACGAAAUAAACUAUUUAGCUUUAAAACGUCUCUACAGAUAAAACAAAAGCACAAAGUAUAAGUAGAAUCAAAUAAUUAUGUUUUUAGAAUGUAAGAAUUUACAAUUUGGUCACUGCUACAAAUGUUAUGUGUGUACAUAAGUUUUUAUAUUGAAGUCUAUGCCUGGAAUAAAGCAUUUGCGGCCGGAGUAGAUUUUAAAAUUAACAAAAGAAUAAAUUAUUUUUUUUGGCCUAAGACCACAGUAGUACAAAGAACAUUAUUCAUUCGCAACCCUGUUUUUUUUUUUAUUCUACAUUUAAAAAACUUCGAUGAUUUGAUUAUUUGAUCUCUAUAAUCAAAACCAUAAGAAGUAACAUAUUUUAGUCGCAAAGAAAAUAUUUUUAGUGGCUAAGUAAGAACAGUGAUCAGCUCAUUUAAUUAUAUUUAGGUACCAAGAAAGGAUGAAACCUAGAAGUCCUGAAUAUUCAAAUACAUUACCGUCUGAACUAUCUGAACCUAUAAUGUAAAUGCUUAUUUCAUCUCGAUAAUCUCAAAAAUGCUCUCACUAAACUCUUUAUAGAGUUUGUUUAUUUCUGAAAAUGCUAAUGAUAUGUACAAUUGUACAUUACAUGAAUACUUUAAUACGAAAAAGACUGGAUGUGGACGAGUCGCUCGACCAAACGGGAGUUUCUUUGAUUGUUAAAUGGUGGUUUUAUAUUUAUUAAUAUAUGGUUAAUAAUAAAUUGAUGUUUAGAAAUAUACAUAUAAAUUUGUUGUCUAGUUUUUGUUUUAGAAUACAUUUUGAAGCCAUGGAUAUAUAAAAAUUAGAUUAAGUAGGUAUUUCAAUAUUUCGUAAGAAAAUACAUUCGCCUAUAUGAACAAAAUAUCAGGUAUAGUUUUUAUAGUCCAUGGCUUAAAAAGUCAUAAGUAUUCUUACUUAGUUCCCAUUGCCUGGCACUACAUGUUGAUAUUAAGGUUGAAUACGAUAUUUGUUAUAAUAUAUUUAUAUUUGUAUA